AUGACGAAGAACGCAGACACCAUCACCGUCGCGGGCGUCCAGCUCAACACGGGCCUGUUCAUCAAUAACGAGUGGGUCGCGGGCCGCGGCGAGCCGUUGCAGUCCAUCGACCCAGCGACGGAGGAGGUCAUCGCGACGAUCCAAACCGCUACGCCUGAGGACGUGGACGAUGCCGUGGCGGCGGCGCGCAACGCUUUCGAAAACACGUGGGGCACGAACGUGUCGGGGCAGGAGCGCGGACAGCUGCUCUUUGCGCUCGCGGACCAGGUCGAGCAGAACAUUGAGCGUCUAGCCGCUCUUGAGGUGGUUGAUGCCGGCAAGCCUUGCGCCUGGGCACGCGUCGACAUGGAAGACACUGUCGCGUGCCUGCGCUACUACGCGGGGUGGGCGGACAAGAUCCACGGCACGACGAUUGAAAUCGACGACAAAGAGAAACACGCCGUGGCGCGCAAAGAGCCGAUCGGGGUCGUCGCGCAGAUUGUGCCGUGGAACUACCCGAUCCUCAUGCUUGCGUGGAAGGUGGGGCCGGCGCUCGCGGCGGGCUGCAGCAUCGUCUUCAAGGCGGCGGAGCAGACGCCGCUCUCGACGCUGCUGUUCGCCGAGCUCGUGCGCGCGGCGGGAUACCCCGCCGGCGCGUUCAACCUCGUCAACGGCGUCGGCGCCGUGACGGGGGACGCGCUCGCGCGGCACAUGGACGUGGACAAGAUCGCGUUCACGGGCUCGACGGCGACGGGGCGCCGCAUCGCCGUCGCGGCCGCGCAGAGUAAUUUGAAAGCUGUGACGCUCGAGCUCGGCGGCAAGUCGCCGAACAUUGUGUUCGAGGACGCGGACGUGGGCGAGGCGGCAAAGUGGGCCGCCUUCGGCGUGUUCGAGAACAUGGGCCAGAGUUGCUCCGCCGGCUCGCGCGUCCUCGUGCAGGCCGGCGUGUAUGAUGCUUUCGUGGCUGAGUUCAAGCGCCAAGCUGAGGCCUUCGCUGUCGGCGACGUCAAUGACCCCAAGACGUUCCAGGGCCCGCAGGUGUCCAAGCUCCAGUUCGACAAGAUCAUGGGAUACAUUGCGGAGGGGAAGAAGGGCGCGCGCCUCGUCACGGGCGGCGAGAGGCACGGGAGCAAGGGGUACUUUGUGCAGCCGACGGUGUUUGCCGACGUCGAGAUGGGGACCAAGAUCGCCGACGAGGAGAUCUUUGGGCCCGUCGCGAGCGUCAUCAAGUUCGGGAGCGAGGAGGAAGGGAUCAAGAUUGCGAAUGAUACGAGUUACGGCCUCGCCGCCGCCGUGCAUUCGCAGAACUAUGCGCGCGUGCAGCGCGUCACGCGGCGACUGAAGGCGGGCACGGUGUGGGUGAACCAGUACACACUUCUCUCGCACGCAAUCCCCUUCGGCGGAUACAAGCAGAGCGGAUGGGGGCGGGAGCUGGGCGCUGCGGGCCUCGAGCCCUAUCUGACGACCAAGAGCGUGCACCACUACUACGGCGGGCCGUUCGAGUGGCCGAUUAAUCUGUCCAAGUUGUAG
Cutaneotrichosporon oleaginosum is the source of this 1509-nucleotide messenger RNA. RefSeq lists its product as uncharacterized. The record is from RefSeq and is a predicted model, not a curated record. NCBI's taxonomy places the organism in Eukaryota, Fungi, Basidiomycota, Tremellomycetes, Trichosporonales, Trichosporonaceae. Gene Ontology annotation, molecular function: oxidoreductase activity, acting on the aldehyde or oxo group of donors, NAD or NADP as acceptor.